AUGCUUCAAAGCCAGGAAAACACAGAUUAUAACACCUUGCAUUCCACAGAACCUGGCAAGGAGGCAAUUGUCGCAAGACUGCAAAAGCACGAUUCCACAGUCCAGACACCUAAGUCUGGCACUGAUUACGAAAACAAUAGCCAGAAGCAGAAACAGGCAGAAAAAACCGGUGCAUCGGAGCGUCAUCAACUGAUGUCUUCAGCGCGGAAAUACCGUCAGCCUAGCGCAGCAACUAUAGGCGUCGAAUCAAGCCGUGCUUACUGGCCGUCCUCGCCUCUUCAACAUGGCAUGGAGCUCAUUGAUUGUGAUGCAUUCAGCGCGGAAAGUAACGGCGAAGGGCAUCGACUCCUAAUUUCGGCCUCAGAUGCCUUUUGGGGUCUUGAAGACGAUAUUGCUUCCCACCUGGCCUGGUUUACUUUGCGUCUUAAGUGCCAGCCAGGUGACAUCAUUUCGGUAUUGUCAGAGCUUCUUCGAUCAACUCAAAAAGGAUUACAAAGCGGUUUAACCCCAAGCACUAGCGGUACCCUUCAUCCAAUUAUUCCAACAGCCUCCGGAAAGGUUGUUUCCCCAGGGAAAGGUCAGAUACUAUCAGGCGGCUCAAAGAAGCUCAUAGGAUCAAACAGGUCUCUAUCAAUUCAGUCAAUUCGGGCGCUUGGCCAUCGUCGAGGCUUCUCAUUCUUUCCAGGAGACGACUCUACUAACCCUAUAUUAUUCAAUACCGUUGGAGGCCAAUAUACGGACUGCGAAACGAUUUCCAUCCGUCCUCUGGACUGGCAAGACACGAAGCAAGGUGAGCAUAAUGGAUCAGGCGCGUCGGCGAAAGGAGGAUUGUCAGGCGGAAUGGCUGUGGGUUCAAGAUCACAGCAACCGCUUGCCAAGUCGAUCGUAUCACUGACAGCUGGGUCGGAUGUCUCGAGGAGUCCUCAGCCACAUGGGUCAGGAAAGAGCGAUCUCACUACCAUUAUUGAUGGCUCCAGCCGCAGCUCAUCACUGUCACAAAGAGAGUCUCUAAACAGCAAUGUCGAAAACGACACUGUGCGAAAAUGUUUUAUCCGUCGCGGGAACAGUCAUCUCGCUGUUGCUGCUGCGCGUGCAGCGAGAACGUAG
Molecule: messenger RNA, 1107 nt
Organism: Letharia lupina
Lineage: Eukaryota; Fungi; Ascomycota; Lecanoromycetes; Lecanorales; Parmeliaceae
Exons: 2
Coding region: 1-1107 (368 amino acids)
Source: RefSeq, a predicted model, not a curated record